Messenger RNA from Xenia sp. Carnegie-2017, 984 nucleotides. Its product is annotated as sorting nexin-29-like. The coding region runs from base 109 to 984 and encodes 291 amino acids. NCBI's taxonomy places the organism in Eukaryota, Metazoa, Cnidaria, Anthozoa, Malacalcyonacea, Xeniidae. The record is from RefSeq and is a predicted model, not a curated record. The transcript has 10 exons.
UUACAUGUAGAAAACACUUUGUAUUUCCUCCUAACUUUCUUCAUGCUAGCAUGGGUGGUGAGUGUUGAUAUGUGGUGAUAUCAAGCGAUCAUAAGUUCAGUGGAGAUUAUGUUGAAUUUGGCAAGUGUAGAUAUUACAAAGCAAGCAAUUAUUGAUCGCUUGUUGGAUGGAGUAAAGCAAUGUCAGGUACGAUUUGGUAGUACAACCGAAUUGGCUUCUGAGAAGGAUAGCAGAAUCUCUUGUCUUUGUGAGCAAUGGAACAUUGUUCUUCAAUUUGGCAUUAAAUCCACAAAAAAGAUAAAUUCUUUAAGGCAGGUGUUAAUGAGAUCUGAAGGUCAAUCUGUGUUCUGGCUAUUUAUCAAGGAGCAUCUUAGCUCUAGUGAAAUAAAGACAUAUAAUUCUUUACCUAAUGUAAUGACAGAUGUUGGUAGAGCUCAAGCAUGGCUUAGGUCUAGUUUAAACGAGCAAUCACUGGAGAAAUAUCUUCAUAGCUUCAUUGGGCAUAAACAAUUGCUUUUUCAGUAUUAUGAGCAAGAUGCAUUAUUAUUGGAUGAUGAACGAUCUAGUAUGUUACCAAUGAUGGCUGCUGGCUUAAGUUCAAUUCUUUUUGCAAUUGACAUUGACAAAGCUGAGUUUAACUCUAUUACUGUACAGAUUCCAGGCAAUAUCAGCCAAGCAGUUUCUCGUCCAACAUCAAUAUGGGCUGUACCAUCACCAAUGUAUCACGACGUACAUGCUCGUGGUAACCAUGCUUUCACUAAAAGGCCUGACGAUUUUCUUGAAAUGCCAAAGAACUCUCAGUUGGCUUAUUGUUCGAAUUCUGAGAAUUCAAGUCUUUCUUCCACAAUGGCGAAAUCCAACGUUGAGAACAAGGAGAAUGAAACAGAUGAACAAGUGGCUCGAUUAACAAAGAAAAGCCUGGAAGCUUUGCAUCUUGAAAACGAGUUUAAAACUGAGAAUGAUUUGAAAAAAAUCAUUCUUUGA